This is a messenger RNA of Notothenia coriiceps (black rockcod), 1591 nucleotides long. RefSeq names its product centrosomal protein of 63 kDa-like. Gene Ontology annotation, biological process: de novo centriole assembly involved in multi-ciliated epithelial cell differentiation; centriole replication. Gene Ontology annotation, cellular component: centriole. The record is from RefSeq and is a predicted model, not a curated record. The transcript has 6 exons. NCBI's taxonomy places the organism in Eukaryota, Metazoa, Chordata, Actinopteri, Perciformes, Nototheniidae. The annotation marks the transcript as partial.
GUUGAACAGAACUGUGUGUCUCCUCAGCUCUCUGGAGGACUGCCUGGCAGCUCAGGGCUGUGCCGAAGUGGAAACCCUCAGACAAGAUCUGGAGAAGACGGCCACCAAGCUUUACUGCGCUGAAGCAUGUGAGGAUCAUCUCAAGGCUCAAGUGGCGUGUCUCAAAGAGAGUCUGGAGAGGGUGAGCCGGCAGAAAGCUGACCAAUCUGAGCUGAGGAGCAUCAAGGCACAAUAUGAUUCCUCUGUGGCAGAAAGGAAAAGGGUCAACGAGGAGCUCCUCAGGGCGCGGCAGACUCACAGUGGGGAGGUGGAGGGGAUGAGGAGGGAGGUGUCCAAACUGACCUCAGAGCUGCACCAACGAGACGCCACCAUCUGCACACUGAAGGGCUCUCCAUCCAGCAUCAGGCAGCACUGUGGGGGGGUGGGGCGAGCAGCACAGAAAGAAGCCCAGCUAACAAGGGGGGAGUCCUCGCCUGCGCCCCUCGGGGACAGUUAUCUGUCGUCUCUGUGCAGCCUGGAGCAAGAGAACGUGCGGCUGAGGAAGGACCUCUCUGAGCUGCGAACCCGACUCCAGGCCUCCAGCAGGACCUGUCCUGACCAAUACCAACAAGCUCUGCUCCAUAACGCUAAGACCGCCCCCCCACAGCCUGCUCAGGACAGGCAAGAGACAGCAACAAAGGCUGAGCUGCAGACCAGUGGUCUCUGCCCAGGAGAGAUCCAGAGCCUCUUCCAGCAGCUGCACACCCUGUCCCAGGCCUCCUGUCCCCCAGACAGCAGGCCUGCUUCUUCAGCAUCAUCCUCUUCCUCCACCAGACUCACCAGGAGAAACUCUGUGCCAAGUCCAAAUGACUCUGAGGAACAAAGAUCCAGCUCUGAACACUCUGAGUCCAGAGAGAAGCCCAUACCGUCUCCCUCUGCCAUGGAGCCUCUGUCGGUUUCUCCAGGGGACGAAACAGUCUCUCGUUUCUUGCAGGAAGAGAGCUUCCUGGCUAAGGAGCUGGUCCAGAAGCUGGACUCCCACAUCCAGGGGAUGAGAGAAACCAACGCAAGGAUUCUCUCCAAGUACCUGCCAGGGGGCUCAGGGUCCCCCCACACGUCCACCGACUGCAGGCAGCAGAGUGGUUAGAGAUGGAGUGAGGUGCAAUAAAUCCAACUCGUGGUUUUCAGACCCUUUGUUGCAGGACUUGCUUAGUUGAUAUGACGCAGAAACAUGGCAUACCAAACUAUAACUGUGGUGUUGGGUUGAUGGCUAUAAACAACUUACUACAACAGAUCCUCUUUUUAGGGUCUGUCUCCACAUGGCAUUUUAAAGAUCAUGAACAAACUCAGGAAACAGCAGCGGAGGAGCACCUGAAUGCAUCAUUGGUCUUUGUGAAGUUCCUCCCUCUCAGAGCCCUUCUGGAUUCUUGCACAAUUUAACUCAGAUUGGCAAGGAAUAGUUGGAAUUCCCAAAAGUGAUUUCUUAAACACUAUCAAAGAAGAAACAAAUAAGCUGUGACCUCAUACAGCCCAGACUCCUCUGUCCCCCUCUCUCCCUCCCCCUCUGUCCCUCUCUGUCCCUCUCCCUCCCCCUCUGUCCCUCUCCCUCCCC